Molecule: messenger RNA, 2763 nt
Organism: Trematosphaeria pertusa
Lineage: Eukaryota; Fungi; Ascomycota; Dothideomycetes; Pleosporales; Trematosphaeriaceae
Exons: 2
Coding region: 1-2763 (920 amino acids)
Biological process (GO): spindle assembly; cytoplasmic microtubule organization; microtubule nucleation
Cellular component (GO): gamma-tubulin small complex; centrosome; spindle pole
Molecular function (GO): gamma-tubulin binding; microtubule minus-end binding
Source: RefSeq, a predicted model, not a curated record
AUGGCCACCUUCAACCGGGAACGCGUCGAACACGCGUUAAACGAACUGCUGGUCCGAAUAGUCCCAGAGGAUCCCAAUGAGGACGACGAAACGGCAAACGAGCGAUUCGAGGGCGCCUUCAACUUCGCCAUCGAUGAACUGAGCAACGCCGGGCCGCUUCCAGUUGUCGCGGAUAUCAACCACGUCGCUGGACUGAUAGACAGGAGGAUAUCUUCGGACGUCGACGGCCCGCAGCAGAGCGCCCGCUUCCACAACCUCCUCUCCCGGCUGAUAUCGCAGCCGGUGCUGGAACAGAAAUGGCGGAUGCUCUACUUCCUGCUUGAACUCUCCGACAUCCCGCCUCCCAGUGCAUCGUCAGGUCACCGCCAUCGCCACGAUCGGUCCCGCGAGCCCAUCACGCCGUCGAGACACCACCCUUCUAAUGCGCAGGCACUCGGCAGUCCAGCCUUCACAGAUGCAUUCGCGAGACCAGGCUUGCCGCAAAUACCGGUCAACGACGGGUCGCCCAGAGCAUCCCCGCGACCGGCUGCACCAGUCGAAAGAACAGAGCGACGGCGGGAUAGGCGCGCUCAGGAAACAAGCAAGGAGCAAGCCACGGACGGAGAGCAGCCCAGGGCCGCCAAGGGCCCAUCUGAACCUUCUCUCCUUCGGGAUCUGCCAUUUACACUACAGGGACUCUCCUCAACCAAUCUUGUAUUUACUUCGUCCACUGCGCUGAAGCUACCACCGACGCUGCCGGUUCCUCUCAUAAGCCUUUUACAUACCAUCGCCGAGCCAUCACUCCUCUACCGCGGCCUAUCCGAAUUUGUAGAAUCCACGGAUGGCGGCCUGGUCGGACAAAGCUUCCGGUCCGCAUUGGGCAAGGAAUUGAGGUCCUACCUCGGACUGGUCGCAACAUUGGAAGGCCAGAUCAGACGGGCAUUAGCUCAGCUGGAUGAGAGCCAACCGCAUCAUGGCAUCGGGAAAGCCGGCGUCACACUCAAGCGUUGCGUGAUCUGGACACGGGAAGCGACCCAGGGGCUGCGGCUAAUGAGCAUAAUGGUGGAGGAAUCGAAGAGGAAGAAGGGUGGCGAGCUGAUAUCCUUGAUUCACUCGUUCUCCCUCUCACAUGGCGAUCCCUAUGUGGAAACAUUCGCCGAGCGUCUUCUCUCCCACGUCACGCGACCCUUCUACGACAUGCUACGGCAAUGGAUAUACGACGGUGAGCUCGCAGACCCUUUCGGCGAGUUCUUCGUGUCAGAGCAGAGCGAAGAAGACAUUAGCGAUUCUGGCAAGGAGGGAAAAGGAGGGGCCACGAGUGUGUGGGAAGACAAGUACAAGCUCAACGAGAGGAUGAUACCGACGAUAAUAACUGAGGAGUUUGCCAAGAAGGUGUUCUUGAUUGGCAAGACGCUGAACUUCAUCCGUUAUGGAUGUGGCGAGGCGGCAUGGGUUGAUACAUACUCCAAGGAGGCAUCGAAAGAACUGCAGUAUGGCGACACGGCAAAUCUCGAGCAAUCCAUCGGCGACGCCUACAAGACGACCAUGGCCCGGCUAAUCGACCUGAUGGCCAACAAAUUCAAGCUAUUCGAGCACUUGCAGGCUUUGAAGAAGUACCUACUGCUUGGGGCGGGUGACUUCAUUGCCGUGCUCAUGGAAUCUCUCUCAUCAAAUCUUGACCGUCCGGCAAACACGCAAUAUCGGCACACGCUCACUGCUCAGCUCGAACACGCCGUGAGGAAUUCAAACGCGCAAUUCGACUCGCCGGAUGUAUUGCGACGCCUCGACUCCCGCAUGCUUGAACUGUCACAUGGAGAAAUCGGAUGGGACGUCUUCACGCUCGAAUAUAAGAUAGACGCGCCUGUCGACGUCAUUGUCACGCCCCUCGGCUCGAAGCAAUACCUCAAAGUUUUCAACUUCCUCUGGCGUGUCAAGCGCGUCGAAUUCGCUCUGGGCUCCACGUGGCGGCGAUGCAUGACGGGCGCUCGUGGCGUCCUGGCCACUGUCUCGGACAAGGUUGGUGCGGACUGGAAGAAGGUCCGAUGUGGGAUCGCAGAGAUGAUCCACUUCGUCAACCAGCUCCAGUACUACAUCCUCUUCGAAGUCAUCGAAUCGUCGUGGAACCAACUUCAGGAAGCACUGCAUAAACCUGAAAGCACGCUGGACGACAUGAUCGACGCGCAUGCUAAGUACCUCAACAGUAUCACUAGGAAGGGUCUGCUUGGGAGUCAAAGCAGCGACUUCACGGGACAGUUGCACGAGCUGCUGAAGACAAUGCUUGCAUACAAGGACGCCGUCGACGGUCUAUAUUCCUUCUCUGUCGCCGAGUUCACCCGUCGACAGGAACACGCGGCAAAAAUUGAGACGCGGACAGCAGCCGGCCGCUGGGGCCUCACAGAAAAGGACAGUCUCUCCGUCGACUCUCCCGACCCUUUUGCAUCCGGCCGCACAUCCCGCGCAGAUGCAGACUCGCCCUUCCCGCCAGCUCUUCUGAAGAUUGGCGACGCUGGCACGGGUGAAGACGACGUCCUUCCUGCGCUCCGCAAGCGCCUUGCACACCUCAUCAAAGAUUUCCAGAGUAGGAUCACAAUACUGCUCGGUGAUCUGAUUCACCAACCGGAUCAUGAUAUGAGGUGGCUGGCUAUGGUGAUGAACUUCAACGACGUCUAUCAGCCUAAGCGGCGGAGGAAGACGGAGAAGAAACGGGAGAGGGAGAAGGAGACACCGCAACCAGCGACAGCGGCCAAGGCUGUCAAUGGGGAGAAGGCUGGGGCCGCCGUUUGA